Messenger RNA from Williopsis jadinii, 438 nucleotides. It is a transcript of the gene ILM1, whose product is annotated as Ilm1p. The record is from RefSeq and is a predicted model, not a curated record. Lineage: Eukaryota; Fungi; Ascomycota; Saccharomycetes; Phaffomycetales; Wickerhamomycetaceae. The annotation marks the transcript as partial. The transcript has a single exon.
UUAUCAUCAGUUACAGCAAUAUAUCUGCACUCGUGUGUUCUCUUCACCGCUGCUUUUUACCUGCUGAGGGGCUCUUAUGAGUUUCUCAACAGUCCUCUUGUCAUUGUUCUUGGUCAAGCGAUGCUGAUGAAUCGUGGAACGAUAUCGACUGGCAAUGGCGGUGGCCAAGUCAUGGGUAUCAUCUCACUUCUUCUUGCGGCCAUUGGGCUCACCGACGUUAGCCAACUUGUGGAGAGAAACCACGUAUACUUCGAAUCCGUGAUUCCAACGCGAUUGCUGGUGUCCUUUGCGCUCGCAGGCUAUGGAUACCUGUUUGAAACUUCCUUUCUACACGAUGAUUUGGUGUUUACGCUGUUAUGUGUGGAAAUCUGGUUUCAUUUCGUCAUAUAUAAUGUUGUAAGGGAGGAGAAACACGAUAGAAACAGGAAAUAUGAGGAG